UCAAACUUACCAGAAAUGAUCCUGAAAUGGUUCUAAUCAUCGUUAUUAUUUGGGUGGAUCCAAAAUCCAAGAUGGCCGCCAUGGCCAGCAGUGCCACUAUACUCCUGCAGAGAAUGUAUACUACAAUAGUAUAAGGGUCUUUAGUCAGAUGACCGUUAAGGCCCAUGGGCCUCUUGUUCUCAUGAAGGAGGCCCAAGCUACAUGUAGGUCAUGAUAUUUAGCCAACAGCCUGCUUGGAUGAAGUGCUGUCAAGUUGAUCAAAGGUCACAGUAGACAAAUGUUUCAAACUCUUAAAACAAUUUCUUUUUAAUAACCUUGCAAGAAGCCUAGGGUCAUGAUACACAAGUUAGUGUAAUAGCAUGCUGGGAUGAAUGACUGAAAAGAUGACCAUGAAGUACAUUUUGGGUAACAAGUGAAGGCCAAAAAAAUCAACCUACUACCAUGAGGCCUGAGUUCAUGAUAUUGGACUACUAUCAUACAGUGGCAGAGACCUAUAGUAUAUAGGUCUCUGACAGUGGUAAAUUAAAGGCUUAAUCAAAUGAAUUACGUUGACCUGCUUGCGAAAUCACAGGUGUCAAAUUUGUUAAAAAUCGUCGACUCGUUUGACCACACAUAGUACGACUGUACAACAGAAUUGGUGAUAAAAGUCUUGUGACAUUUUCCAGUACAGUCUUAUACAACUACAUUAUCACAAACACGAUAAGGAGCGCCCUGUGUAUUGCCAUUCCAACCCGAGUUCUGCUUUGAGGACACCGGGGAAAUAGGUGGAAAUGACACGAAUCAUAUUGUUGUUUUGGAAUGUAGUGGCGAUCCUCGCCUUGGCGCCAUCCGAAGAACACUUCGAAAAUCGCAUGAAAGAAAUGGAACAGAAAUUUGCAUCUGAGCUACAAGCGAUUCGUGAAGAGUUUGAAUUAAAAUUAAAUGCAUGUGUCAAUAGUAAAAGUCUAUCGGAUAACACCAGAGUUCGACGGGUGGUAAAUGAUGUAGAACCGGUUAUAGCGUUCUCCUCAAAACUCGGCACGGGGAAGGAUCAUCUUGGUAUACAUCAGACACUGAUUUUCGAAGGAAAUAUCAUGAACGAAGGCGCGGCGUACAGCAACACAACUGGCGUGUUCACCUGCCCGAAAGCUGGGAUGUACUACUUCUCUGUUACCGUAAUGGUUUGGCCACAUGACCAAUUCGAAACGGAGUUGGUCCACAAUGGCAAUAACAUAAUGGUAAACUAUGCCGCGGGGGAAACGUUUCAUAAUCAGGCUACUAAUUCUGUAGUGAUUCGUCUGGACGUUGGUGAUCAGGUUUGGGUUCGGAUACUGAAAAACUCAGGCGUCAACACCGGGAACAUACGUAUUCAUGGAGGGGGCUGGACCACAUUUACAGGAUUCCGAAUCCAGUGAAGACUGUAACAUGCGAAAUAAACAUUGACUCAUGUUUUCAGUUACUUGAUAUGUGCAUAGGAAAAGAAAUAAGACCCCCAUUUCAUCAAUUACAAAUACAAAUAUAAUGUACACAUAAUGUAAGGAAAAUUCCUAGCCAAGGUUACACCUUUAAUACAUGUACUUUCUUGUGGAAUAAAAUAUGUUAAGGAA
Molecule: messenger RNA, 1586 nt
Organism: Pecten maximus
Lineage: Eukaryota; Metazoa; Mollusca; Bivalvia; Pectinida; Pectinidae
Product: complement C1q-like protein 4
Exons: 3
Coding region: 771-1394 (207 amino acids)
Molecular function (GO): protein binding
Source: RefSeq, a predicted model, not a curated record